GGGUGUGGUUGAACAAAAAAUGCAAGUGUUAGCGUACAAACAACCUGGGAAACUGGAAGUUUCUCAGCAGUACUCAGCUCUGUCUGCUCCUCUCUGUAACGUCCUCUGGUAUCUCCUGCAGAACACUGAGGAUCCUUCUUUGUUUUGAGUAAUCACAGUCCUUCCCCCUCUCUCUCUUUCUAUCUAUCUGCCUCCAUCUCUCUAGCCCCCACUCCGUAUGUCUUUCUGUGUUUUAGGAAUGAAUGUUCCAUAAUGAAUCGAUCAGUCAACAUGGAAGACAAGUGUUCCAUCAGCACAUUCAAACGCAGCGUCUACCCAGCCACCUACCUGACCAUCUUCACCCUCGGCCUCAUCUUCAACCUCAUCUCCCUGUGGUUCUUCGUCAGUGUGUGGAGGAGUAAGAAGGGCCUGACGCCGGUGAACCUGUACAUGAUGAACCUGCUCCUGUCGGACCUGAUGCUGGUGUGUUCCCUGCCUCUCAGGGCAUCCUACUACAUCCACAACUUCAACUGGGUGUUCGGAGACACCGCCUGUCGCAUCAUGUCCUACGUCUUCUACACGAACAUGUACGGCACCAUCUACUUCCUGAUGGUGCUGAGCAUAGUACGCUACAUCGCCAUCACCCAGCCUUUCCGGUACAAGAGCAUGCAGGGCGGACGGAGCUCCUGGCUGGUGUGCCUGUUGGUCUGGAUGCUGGUGUCGCUGGCCUCCAUCCCCAUGCUGACCUCGGGGACCGUCAUGGACGUGAAUAACAGAACCCGGUGCCUGGAGUUGAACCCGGAGUACAACUCCACCAACCUCCGCACACUUGCCGUGGCCAAUCACGCCGCCCUGCUGCUGGGCUUCAUCAUUCCCUUCACCAUCAUCACCAUCUGCUAUGUAUUCGUGGUGCACAACCUGCUGCGGCUGAGGAGAAAAGAGGGGGCGAUGUCCAACUACAAGAGGUCCAUGUCCCUGGUCAUAAUCGUCCUGGUGAUCUUCCUGGUGUGCUACAUGCCGUACCACAUCACGCGUACCAUCCACCUGGAGGCUGAGGGCCAGAUCAAGGGGGACGAUUGUGGCUACAUUGUGUCUGUGCGUAAAGCAGCUGUGAUCACUCUGUGCCUGGCAGCGGGGAACAGCUGUCUGGAUCCGCUGCUAUACUUCUUUGUCGGGGAGAACUUUAGGGUCUUCUACAUGGGUGUUAAUAAGCGGAGAGCGGCAAAGACAAUACAUUUGAUUGAGAGGAAAGCGCUGCGUGGGUUGUCAGAGCAACAGCAACUACAGGCACCGAACGCAUCCAAUCUGGAUAGUUAGCAGAGGUCAGACACUGGCGGUAAAAUGAGAGCAUGUCUGAAUGUUAAACGUCUUACGUUCAGAGUUACAAUGGCAUGCCUUUCCCACAGAAGACUUUUCUGACAAAUAUAAAGCCAAUAUAUUUACAGUAUUGACACACUUUCUAAAGAGCCAUUUUUGUACAUUCCAAACAAAAUAAUGUGUACUGAAUGCAAUAAGACUACUAUAUAGGACUGUCAUAAACAUUAUAUUGUUUGUUCAUUAAUUACCUCUGUUUGUAAGAUCGGUUUGAGGAGGACAGGCUCCCACAAUUCUCAUAGGAUUUACGUGCCUUGUGUGGAAAAAUCCAGUUCUUUUAAUUUAGAAAUGUGCCUUUUACCUAAACAAACCUCUACCUAUAUACAAACGCAAGCACUUGGUGUCCGUUUAGUAUUGAAAUCAAGAACACAAAAUGAAUACCGCGGAAAAACCAUGUCACUGUAAAAUGGACAUUCCACUCAACUAGGAUGGGCCAACUCCUACGAGAGGAUUAUUAGGAUGUAUUUUUGGAGAAAAAAAAUUACCCUUUUUAACUGUCAAAUCUGAGCCCAAACUUGUAGAGCAGGUUGUUGGCAUGCACCUGCAAGCGCUGACAAAUACAGGGGUUUUCAAAAGGUAGAAGCUAUUAGGGGUGUGCGAUAUAAUAAAUGUGGGGUUUGAUCCGAUACCAAGUAAUACAGAGCCAGAACAAAGCGAAACUGCGCAGAAAUCCACAUGGCAACACAGAUCGACGUAGCACGGUUAAGCCGACUGUAUGUUUAGUUACAUGCUGAACAAAAACAACAAAAAAAGAGAAAAAUAAUUAAAUACAAUUUUUAAAAAAAGUUACAUGCUAUACUGGGUAAUGAAUAGACUUGGAAAGUGAGGUUCGGGAAGUAAAACAUCCAUUGUUUUGAGCCAUGGAGAUUUUAAAAAUGAAGGAUUCCUAUAUCACUGUGCAACGUAGACAUUCUGUUCUUUCUUAAGAGGGUGAAACUAUUCGUAGUGGCAAUCGGUUGUGUAAGUUUCAAAUUUCGUGUUUUACCUUCAGUUCCGUUUUUUCUAAGAGCCCCAAAACUACACUAACCACAAGCCUUAGCUCCAAAGUGGUAGCUAAUUCAGCUAAUUUCGUCCAGUGGUUUUGAGAAUGUCCGGAAAUAUUUGGACACCAUCAUUUUGUCUCUGUUAGCCACCACAAUGGAUUUUAAAUGAAAAACCG
Messenger RNA from Esox lucius (northern pike), 2512 nucleotides. It is a transcript of the gene cysltr2b, whose product is annotated as cysteinyl leukotriene receptor 2b. Gene Ontology annotation, molecular function: G protein-coupled receptor activity. The record is from RefSeq and is a predicted model, not a curated record. Lineage: Eukaryota; Metazoa; Chordata; Actinopteri; Esociformes; Esocidae. Gene Ontology annotation, cellular component: plasma membrane. The transcript has 2 exons. Bases 253 to 1296 code for a protein of 347 amino acids. Gene Ontology annotation, biological process: G protein-coupled receptor signaling pathway.